Thunnus maccoyii (southern bluefin tuna) is the source of this 3423-nucleotide messenger RNA. Its product is annotated as peroxisome proliferator-activated receptor alpha-like. Bases 543 to 1979 code for a protein of 478 amino acids. Gene Ontology annotation, biological process: hormone-mediated signaling pathway; cell differentiation; positive regulation of transcription by RNA polymerase II. The record is from RefSeq and is a predicted model, not a curated record. Lineage: Eukaryota; Metazoa; Chordata; Actinopteri; Scombriformes; Scombridae. Gene Ontology annotation, cellular component: nucleus. The transcript has 8 exons. Gene Ontology annotation, molecular function: zinc ion binding; RNA polymerase II cis-regulatory region sequence-specific DNA binding; nuclear receptor activity.
AACACGUACAAAUCUCCAUGACUACUUUGACUUUUAAUUAUAAAAAAAAAAAAAAAGGCUUUAUUGAGCAUGCACGUGAUGUGUUAAUUACGUAGGCUACUGAUGUACAAGCAUCGCUGCCUCUUUAUCAGCACACAAUAGAGAGACGAGAAAUGAGAAGAAACCGAUCCGUGACGUCUCCCCCUCGAGCCACCGGGAAGUAAUUGUGUCUUGCCAAAAACCGGGGCGGUCGCCUCUCAGAUCCCCUCCCGCCGAUUGGUCAGAAGCAUAGGUGUGUCAGGAGGUGUGUGCGCCAUGUCGUCGUCCACCCGUCGCUACGUUGUUUCCUGCAGAAGAUGAACGGAGCUUUGACAGCGCGGAGGAAGAAGGCAAACGGAGCUGCGGAUCUGCGUGUCGGUGCGUCCCGGGAACAAACAUCUCCUUCCUCCGGUAAUAGACAGGCGUCCAUCCCGGCAACGUCAUCUGGAAAUGUUUCGGACAGCACCCUCUGAGUCUGGUGAGUGAGGGGUUGUCCUCCAAGGUUAGGGUCCCUGUUCCCCAACAUGGCAGGGGAUCUCUACUGCCCCCCAUCCCCACUGGGGGAUUCCCUCCUGGACAGCCCGCUGUGUGGAGACCUGAUGGAGGAUCUUCGUGACAUCUCCCAGUCCAUAGGAGGAGACACACUGGGAUUUGAUUUCCCGGAGUACCAGAGCACUGGAUCAGGUUCAGAGAGCUCCAUAGGACUGGACACCUUGACCCCGGCCUCCAGUCCGUCGUCGGGGGUGUGUGGAGCAGCGCCAGGCCCCGAGGAGAACCUCAGCCCCCUCAGCCUGGAGUGCAGGGUGUGCUCAGACAAAGCGUCAGGCUUUCACUAUGGGGUGCAUGCCUGUGAGGGCUGCAAGGGUUUCUUCAGGAGGACCAUCCGGCUAAAGCUGGAGUAUGACAAGUGUGAACGCAACUGCAAAAUCCAGAAGAAGAACCGCAACAAGUGCCAGUACUGCCGAUUCCACAAGUGCCUCUCUGUGGGCAUGUCCCACAACGCCAUCCGGUUUGGUCGGAUGCCCCAGGCGGAGAAGCUGAAGCUCAAGGCGGAAAGUAAGAUGGUAGAGAAAGAGGAGGCAAGCCCUAUGCUGUCCGACCACAAGAUUCUGGUGAGGCAGAUCCACGAAGCCUACAUGAAGAACUUCAACAUGAACAAGGCGAGAGCUCGGCUCAUACUCACCGGAAAGACUAGCAAGCCGCAGCCGUUCAUCAUCCACGACAUGGAGACGUUCCAGCUAGCAGAGAAGACCUUAGCGGCCCAUAUGGUAAACAGUGACUAUCUGGAGCCGGACAGCAGCCUUCAAGCUGGAGAUGUAGUUCCGGCUUUGGGGUGCGGGGAGCUCCAGCAGAGGGAGGCUGAAGCCAGGCUCUUCCACUGCUGCCAGAGCACCUCGGUGGAGACCGUCACAGAGCUGACGGAGUUCGCCAAGGCGGUGCCAGGUUUCCAGAGCUUGGAUUUAAAUGAUCAGGUCACUCUCUUGAAGUACGGUGUUUAUGAAGCCCUCUUCACCCUCCUGGCUUCCUGCAUGAACAAAGACGGCCUCCUGGUGGCCCGCGGCGGAGGCUUCAUCACCCGUGAGUUCCUCAAGAGCCUCCGGCGGCCAUUUAGCGACAUGAUGGAGCCCAAGUUCCAGUUUGCCACACGCUUCAACUCCCUAGAGCUCGACGACAGUGACCUGGCCCUUUUUGUGGCUGCCAUUAUCUGCUGCGGAGACCGUCCAGGCCUGGUGAAUGUGCCUCUUGUGGAGCAGCUGCAGGAGAGUAUCAUACAGGCGCUACGGCUCCACCUGCUGGCCAACCAUCCAGACGACACCUUCCUCUUCCCCAGACUGCUGCAGAAACUGGCUGACCUCCGUGAACUGGUUACUGAACACGCUCAGUUAGUGCAGGAAAUCAAGACAACAGAGGACACGUCGCUGCACCCACUCCUGCAAGAGAUAUACAGGGACAUGUACUAAGAAGCUAACACAUGGUCAUGUAUGGGGACAUGUAUUAAAAUGUUAAUGUAUGCCAGGUAAAAUGCUCAAAUCCGGGUGUACAUAAACAUUUACUAUCAUGCAUAUCAAUGUACUGUAUGUAGCUUAUGUAUCUGUUUCUGGAUGCGCAGCGCUGUGAUCUGCUGAGGUUGUAUUUAGACCAUGUGACACUAAAACUGUACUGCAACAAAACAGGAAAGGCAGCUCUUGUAGGUGGCUGCUUCAAUGAAAGGGGGGACAGUGGGAAACACACUUUUUGAAAUUACACCAUCUAUGUGUACUGAUAUUUUCAAAUGCAGUAAUUUGUACUUACAACACCCAGUUUGCUGUGGGUGCAAGCUUUUAACCUACAGACUCAAGUACUAAACAGAUGUUAAACAGGGAUUAGGCUAUGCAAAUAUGCAUAGCAUUUAAAAUGGGUGUACAAAUUAUAAAGAUACACAGACAUGACUGCUACACUCAUGUAUGCACUGAAGCUAAAUACUCAUAGUGCCUGUGAACGAUGCUGAAGCGAAGAAGCUGCUGAGACUCAAAAUCAAACAUAUUCACACAUAUUUAAUAUUAUUUAAAAGGACUUUGGAUGUGUCUAAUAUCACUGUUAUAUCCUUGAAUGUGUAUCAGUGCCUUACUGAAGUGGCCUCGACCAUUUUGAGAUUAAUGGAUUCAUGAAAGACGUGUCGUAAUGUUUCCUUGGCUUAGUCUCAUAUUUGUGUUUCCUUUAUUUUGACCACCCCUUAUACAUUCACCAAAUACAUAAAAAUACAUUAUAAAGUAUCUUUUUAACCAUAGGGUAGAUUUAUAACUACUUAAUGUUGGACCAGGGUUGAACCACGUUCUCAUACAGUAUUAAAUUGUGAACAGUGGUGCAUUUUUAUCAGGAACUUACCUGCAAGGAGCCUGUCUUCUACUGUAAUCAUUUGAAAACACUGCAAUUUCACGGGUCAUGUGUUAAUAUUAAUCCUUCAUUCUACUGCCAAAAAUUAACACAACAUCAUAGCUCACUUUUAACCUAUUGUUCCAGAUCAGUGUUACUGAGUACAAAACAUUUCGUACAAAUCCUGCCAUCAAAACACCUUUUUUUUUUUCAAGAAAAAAACCCCAGUAUUGGCCGGUAUUGAGUCGCUUGUUUUGACCACAAACACAAUAAUCUGUUGAGCUGGUUUCUGUAUUAUUUUGUAAAUAUAACAAGAAUGUGGUGACCGCAGGGAAAGGGAUGUGUGUAUCUGCAGGUCUCACUAAGGGGAGCUGAUGGGCCUUAUUUACUGGACAUAGACUUCACCUCCUCAUGUAGAACUGAAAUGUUAUUUCUUGUAAUAAUGAAACUGUUAAUGUUUUUUUUUUUUUUUAUCAUAGGUGUACAAUAAAAAAUGCAUUUGCUGUUUCAAUAUGUGAUAGCCUAAAAUAAAGUAAUAUAUUUUAACUGUCA